Messenger RNA from Priapulus caudatus, 917 nucleotides. Its product is annotated as peptidyl-prolyl cis-trans isomerase FKBP2-like. The transcript is spliced from 5 exons. NCBI's taxonomy places the organism in Eukaryota, Metazoa, Priapulida, Priapulimorpha, Priapulimorphida, Priapulidae. Gene Ontology annotation, molecular function: peptidyl-prolyl cis-trans isomerase activity. Bases 122 to 547 code for a protein of 141 amino acids. The record is from RefSeq and is a predicted model, not a curated record. Gene Ontology annotation, biological process: protein peptidyl-prolyl isomerization.
GGAAGUACCCUCUGAGGUCACUUCCGCCGUCAUCAAGCAGAGGAAUCUCGUGUCUCAAAUCUCGUGGUACUAACUAAAAACAGGAUUAAAGAUUUUUAGCAGACGGACCACUACUCUAAUUAUGCAGUUGAAUUGGACUCAAAUAACCACUUUCUUGGUGCUUGUCUGUGCUGUUGUACAUGGAGAAGAAAAGAAGCCAGUCAAGAAGCUACAAAUUGGAGUAAAGAAACGUGUGGAAAAUUGUGAGAUUAAGUCACGGAAGGGAGACGUCCUGUCCAUGCACUACACUGGAAAGCUAGAGGAUGGCACCGAGUUUGAUAGUAGCAUUCCUAGAGGAGAACCAUUUGUGUUCACACUAGGAGCAGGACAAGUCAUAAAAGGGUGGGACCAAGGACUCAAACGUAUGUGUGUUGGAGAGAAGAGGAAGCUUGUGAUACCAUCAGAUCUUGGCUACGGCUCACGUGGUGCUCCUCCCCGGAUACCAGCUGAUGCAACUUUGAUAUUUGAAGUGGAGCUACUUGACAUCAAGCGAAAGGACGAGCUCUAGAACCAUCUUGUGAGACUAUAUACAUGUCAUGCAAUCAUUUAGUAAUAGAAAUGUUUACUGGCAAAUUUACCAUUUAUAUUUUAAAUUUCAAUAAUGGUUUACUAGUAAAUGCAUGUAAAAUUCAGUUGUUUUAUUUUUUGUCCAUCUACUGAAGUUAAAUAUUAUUCCUUCUGUAGCAUUUUUUACACUCAACAAAACGCAAUACGUUAUCUUCUCUCCGACCAUACGGUUUCAAACUGCACGACUUAUUACCCAGUUUUCGAUUUGCAUACGAUUGUUAGAACCAUGUGUAUCCUGUUUUCUUAUCGUUCCAUUAGUCACUCCAACUGAAAUACCCCAACUUUAAUAAGAAACUAGUUUGAUCGGCCAA